Molecule: messenger RNA, 2058 nt
Organism: Peronospora farinosa
Lineage: Eukaryota; Oomycota; Peronosporomycetes; Peronosporales; Peronosporaceae
Source: the annotation of a GenBank genome assembly
AUGCCGCCUGCUAAGCACCAAACUACCGCGUCCUUCAUCAAGAACAGUCGUCCUGCAAACCAGUACUACUCCAUCGUCGUGGAGCCAUGUCCUGAGCCUCCAAUCUCCGGUGCAGCAGUUUUCAAGCAUAGUAAUUGGUCACGUAUCGCCUCACUACUGCCGGUGCUAUUGCUGCUUACAUUAUUAGUUAUAAGUGUGACUACGUACGCUCCUCGCUCGUCCUCUGCUAUUGCAGCGCGCGAGCGGAAGCCCGAAGAUGUCGACGACAAGUGCGAGGUGGAGAACUGCAUGCCGUACGAUAUCCGCUCGUCUUUUGUGGACAAAGAGGUAAUGGUAGAGUGGUCUACGCGACACACUAACAUUCCCACGGUAAAGUUGCAGAAGGCAGAUGACAACAGCCCCGGUCUCGCCAAUCCAUGGCGAUCUUGUCACGAUUUGACCGCUGAUGUUGAAGUGCGCUACCGUCGUCUGGGAGACAACGACACAAUGCUGGUCAGCGACGAGAGUGAGGAACCUUUUGUCAGGAAGGCAGCUACUGCGUCCAAUACCGACAAUUCGGCGUUCACCACAUACACAGCGCACUUUGAACUUCCAGAGGUAAUGCAGAACGCGGCGUACGAAUUCAUAGUCGGUUCUGUUUUCCACGGCUGGUCGGCGGUCCAUCGACUUGGUGCCAUUAUCCCAUAUCAUGGAGAUGAAUCGGAGCAAUGCCGUCCUAAAAAUGUGCACACGGCGUACGGCUUGAAGCCUGGUAGCUUGGCUGUGCAGUGGAUGACCACAGAGUUUUGCGGAGAAGGCGACGCCCAAUUGCAGCUAAAGGAAGGAUAUCUUACUCACAUUGAGGUUGACGGACCGAAUGCGACCCCCGUGACGGCCUGGGCCAACACGACGUUGUUUGAAGAUAAUGGCGCGGAGCAGAAUAAGGGCUGGAUGCAUGUCGUAAGACUACAGGGGCUAAAGCCGGACAUGAGGUACACCUACGUUGUUGGCAAUGCACAUUACGAAUCGUGGUCAAUUCCAUUUGCUACCAAAACUGCACCAGCCCCACUGCUUCCUGGAGAGAACCCUAUCAAGUCCACGCGAUUCCUGGUCACGGGGGAUAUUGGCUAUCAGAAUGCAGCCACUUUGCCGAUGAUGCAGUCUGAGGUUGCCGAAGGAGCUGUGGAUGGCAUUGUGUCUGUUGGAGACUACGCCUAUGAUCUGCAUCUGGUAAAUGGUCACGUUGGAGAUAUUUUCAUGCAGCAGAUCGAACCGAUGGCUGCUAGUGUACCGUUCAUGGUGUGCCCAGGAAAUCACGAACAACACAACACAUUCAGCCACUACUCGCAACGCUUUUGCCUUAUGCCGAGCAAUGAAAUCGAAGGCGUACAGAGCGUACACGUUGGCGGACGAUUACGAGAUGCAGAGCCCAAGGAGGUGCCAAACAACUGGUUUUAUUCCUACGAUGUAGGGCUCGUGCACUUUACGGUUAUCUCAACAGAGAUCUACUUUAAAAAAACCCUGGAUGUAGAUGGAGACGUGAUCGCACGGCAAGAAGCCUGGCUGGAGCAAGAUCUUGCCAGAGCCAAUACGAAUCGGGAGCAAACGCCUUGGCUUGUGGUGAUAGGACAUCGUCCCAUGUACUGCACCUCUGACAGUACCAACUGCGGGGACAAAGCUGCAAUGCUACGGAAUAAGCUGGAAGACAAGCUGUACAUGCACGGAGUUGACCUUUACCUUUGCGGACACCAGCACAACUACGAGCGAGCUUUUGAUGUGUACAAGUCACAUACAUGGAAGCGCACCCACAAUAUGCGUGCUACGACGCACAUUCUCACUGGGGCGUCGGGUCAGUACUUGACGUCUAUUAUGAGAAAAGCUUUUGAGAGACCCAGUGAGGUCUGGAACGCCUUCCGCAAUUCCAUCUUUGGAUACUCGCGCAUGGAGGUCGUAAAUGCCACACAUUUGCAUUGGCAGCAGGUCGAAGCAGACCCCGAGAAUCCAGCAGCACGUGGGCUCUAUGGUCAUGUGAUUGAUGACGUGUGGCUCAUACAAGAACGACAUGGCAGCUUCAUGUAG